AUGCGCUCGGCUUCAGGGGAACAGAUUGAAGCUGCUCCAAACUACAGCAAACCUUCAGUCCUGAUGAACAGAGAGAGAGCUGUGGCGGGCGCCUGCAGCAUGCGUCAGGCCGAGCCACACUCAGCCACAAACAGCAGUGAGAUUACCGUUGUCACGCUUGGGUGCAGCUCACACAGUGACAGCAGAGUGACAGCACUCCAACGCACCAUCAGAGACUGGGCCAAGACUCAGCCAGGCACACGGGACACUCAGAGUCUGGACGCCUGCUCUGAUCUUUUCUCUCCAACUCAGGGAUAA
This is a messenger RNA of Knipowitschia caucasica, 297 nucleotides long. NCBI's taxonomy places the organism in Eukaryota, Metazoa, Chordata, Actinopteri, Gobiiformes, Gobiidae. The record is from the annotation of a GenBank genome assembly.